Branchiostoma belcheri (Belcher's lancelet) is the source of this 3468-nucleotide messenger RNA. RefSeq lists its product as uncharacterized. Bases 1 to 3387 code for a protein of 1128 amino acids. NCBI's taxonomy places the organism in Eukaryota, Metazoa, Chordata, Leptocardii, Amphioxiformes, Branchiostomatidae. The record is from RefSeq and is a predicted model, not a curated record. The transcript is spliced from 2 exons.
AUGGCGACUGUCGACCGUCUCUCUCUUGACGGCUGGUCGGACACGGAGAGCCCGUUCGUCCCGUGUGAGGAGGACCAGGAGUGCGGUCACCACUUCAAGUGCUCGGCGACGUCCUGGUACGAAGUGGACGGGACCUUCCCGCGCAUCUGCGUCCCCAAGACCCAGAAUCACGACAGCAGUCCCCCCGCCUUCGUCACCAACCUCCUGUCUCCGGGAGAGCCCGGUCGGUAUAACCUUUACUACUGUUACUACGACAAGGAGUGUCCCACGGGGGGAGUGUGCAAGUGGGUGAGCAAGCUCGCCUCUGGCAUCUGCCUCUACCCGGGCAGCAAGGUCGACUUCACCGACUUCAGCGAACCGCCAGAGCACAGGAGCGCUCCAAGCGAAACCGUUCAGUACUGCAGUACCAACGACGAGUGUUCCUCCGGCCACUUCUGCCUGAACGAAGAGUGGAUGACCAACCUCGGGUACCUCGACUACGGCGUGUGUAUGCCCAAGGGGUACAAGUACGGACCGGACAACUUCCCCGUGUACCAGUCGGAACCUUCGGAAGUCCAGCACCGCCAGGCCGACCCGUACCAGAGCGUUGACCAGAGGCAGGCUCUGUCCGUAGGGAACGCCCUUCCUCACGAUAUGGGCGAUCCUAACUCCAUCGUCUACUGCCACUCCGACGCCGAAUGUCCCAGCCAGCAGUACUGUCUCUUCGGCGCUUGGGAGGGCAUGUUCGGAAAGUUCGACUACGGAGUGUGUAUGCCGAGGAGACAGAUAUCGCAGACGCCCUGUACCAUGAGCUCCCAGUGUCCCCAGUCCGAGUACUGCUCUUACGAGGGUGUUUGCAAGUCCAUGUUUGACAACCAGCAAAUGGCAUCCGGCCAAGUGGCAGCACAAGCUCAAGCCCAGCCGGUACCAGAGGUACGUGCGCAGCCGAGGGUUCACUAUUGUAAGUCCAGCACUGAGUGUAGGCCUGGCGAGUACUGCUUGAUGAGGCCGGAGAGUUGGAAGGAGUUCGGUUCGUUCGACUACGGCGUCUGCAUGCCGAGGAUAGCCGGCCAGCAGGCCAUCCCCCAGCCGCCUGUGCACGGUCCCUCCGCACCGGUCAAUGUCGCCCACACACGCUGCACCUCCUUCGCAGAGUGCCGCACCGGCGAGUACUGCUCCCCCGACGGGCGCUGCCUCCCUUUGUUCAUCAACCCGCCUCUGGCAGCAGCGGAAAGAAUGGACCCUGGGGUGAUGGGGACAGACCCGUCCCAGGGCCCGUCCAAAGUCAUCUACUGCAAGUCCAACAGCGAGUGUCCCAUCGGAGGCAAGUGCGUGAUGGGCGAGUGGACCCAGUUCGGUAGGUUCAACUACGGAGUGUGCAUGCCGAAGAACUGGCGGCCGUCGAUUGCCGGGGCCUCCGGAGGCAACCUCCUGAUCCUCACGCAGGGCAGCGACCCGCGCGCGUCGGCAGGAAAUCAAGCCGCCGAGAGCAUCAAGUACUGCUCCCAGGACAGCCAGUGCGGAUUUGGGGAGGUCUGUCUCCACGGCGCGUGGACCGAGAUGGGGUACUACGACUACGGCGUCUGCAUGCCCAUGAACACGGGGCUGCGCUCCGGCUCAGCCGACGACCCUACGGGACACCUCCGCCAGUCCAGCGACCCCGGUAACGGGAACGCCAUCUGUACCGUCUGUACCAGCGACGCCGACUGCCACUCCCAGGACUACUGCACGGCUUAUCUGGGCAGCGACGACGGCUUGUGCUGGCCUCGGCAAGGCGGCCCGACACCCCCGAAAAUCCCCGGCUCAACCAUCUGCAAGCAGAUGACCGCAGAUUCGGCCAAGAGGUGCACAGGCGAUCGAGAUUGCCCCGUCGGUCAGUACUGUAACACCUUCCUCCUGUCCCUCAACCACCAGGAAGGCGUCUGCAUUCCGAAGGGAGAUGCCCCUGCAGUUGUGCCGCCCGCCCAGUACCAGCCCGUACCGCAAGACGACUCCACCCUGUGUAACCUCUGCCAGUCGGACGCCGUCUGCGGCAGCGGGUUCUACUGCACGGCCUACCUCGGGAGCGACGACGGCGUCUGCUGGCCUCGCGUGGGCUUCGGCCUGCUCAUCCCCGGGAAGACCGUCUGUAAGAACGGCGCUCCCGACUUCGCAGGGUUACUUCUUCCCGCACAGGCACAGCCCGUGGCGACUGUCACACCGCUCGGCAAAGUGAGGUGCAAGCUGUGCUCCAGCGACUCAGAGUGCCUCUCCAGCGAAUACUGCACGGCCUACAAGGGGACGGACCAGGGGCUGUGCUGGCCCAACCAAGGCCCGAUGGUUCCCGAUAACCUCGUCCCGGGCGUAGACCUCUGCUCCGGUACCCCCGACUUCAAGAUGUGCAAGAGCGUCGCGGACUGCAACAAGGAGACAGAGUACUGCACCGCGUUCAAGGGCGACGACACUGGCGUGUGCUACCCUCGUCUUGCCUCCAUCCCGAGCAGCGGUGGCGGCAGCGCCCCCGCUGCAAGCGCCCUGGAAGCGCAGGCUCAGCCAGUCGCCGUCAUCGGCGAGGCCAGCUCCCUGACGUCCGUGACGGGAUCGGCGUUCGCGUGCAAGCUCUGCUCCGCGGACGACGAAUGCGACGCCUCUGAGUACUGCACUGCGUACAAAGGCAGCGACAAGGGUCUGUGCUGGCCCAAAGCCGGCGUUCCCGGUCCUCCUAACCCCAUUCCUGGCCAGAGCUUCUGUAACUACUUCGGCGGAGGUGGUGGUGGGGAUGGCGGUGACUCCAAGCCAACCUCGGAAAUCAAUCUGUGCAAGGACGACAGCGACUGCAAGGCGAAAGAAUACUGCACCGCUUACCUCGGCAACGACAAAGGCGUUUGCUGGCCUGUAGCCGUGGCGGCCGCUCAAGUUCCUGUCGCUGAAAUCCAGUUCCAACCGGUUCCCAAACCAGAUGAAACCAGCCAAGGAGGCAGCAGCAACCCCGCCUCCUCCACCCUCUGCAAGCUCUGCAAGAAGCAAGACGAAUGUGCGAUCGACGAAUACUGCACUGCGUAUCUUGGAUCUGAUGAAGGAAUCUGCUGGCCCAAGAUCAACGCUCCCGCCUUCUUCCCCGGUAUCUCCAUCUGCCCGGUGAAAACGACCACGCCGCAGCUGUGCAAGUCUGACAGCGAGUGUACCGGAGACGGGAAGUACUGCACAGCCUUCAUGGGUACCGACUGGGGCGUCUGUUUCCCCAAAGAGGGAGGGGCCAUGUACAAGCAGGAUCAACCAGUGGAGUUCAAGUUUGAAGCCCUGGUCAUCGACCCAGAGGCCCUGGCCAAGUCACACUUGAAAGAAGUGAACAGCUCGGAAGAAGAAAACGAUGACGACAGCUCCGAUUACUUCGAUGCAAACAAAUUCCUGCAAAAAUUGAUGGUGUAGAAGAAAUCUUUGCUGAGUUUUUCAGGGGUGUUCGAGAGUAUCUUUGUUCAGACGGCCCUCUCUGUUUUCCUGGUUUGGAAA